CGAAAUUCUGGCAUUUAGUUAUCAAGCACAAUAAUUUUAUUGUGCUUAUUCAAGCAGUUAUUGCUUGACGUUUCGUAUCUUGGUAACUCCCCUUUGGCUACUUCAAGUCAGACAAUCGUACGAAACGGAUCUUUCAAGUAUUGGACCCUUCAUUUUCUAAAUUGUUCAGCAAAAUUUGCCAGAAUGGCGUCUGAAAUGUGGCACAACGAUUACACGGUACUGAUUGAGCGGCUACAGCAGCCAAGGUUCACCUUGAACCCCAGCAGUGGCAAGCUCAGAUUCGAAAUUUCCAGUCACAGCACAAAUUUGCCCUCCGACCCGAACAACAACACCAACAACAGCACUGAUGGCAUUGAGAACACAUCAGUCAGAAAACUCGCCUGCUUCGAAUUACUGGAGGAUGGGAUCCGUUCAAUCAGGGUUGUCCCCACGGGCUCCCAGCAAUCCUUCAACGUGGAGUGCAUCAAGUCCAACGGACCAACCGCUGAAACGUCGACAUCUGUUCAAGUAAUUCAUGUAAGACAAGCUUCAUGCAUCUGAGCGUGGGACAGCAAUUGUUGACACAUGCGUGCGUCCUCGUAAUAAAUAAAUUUCAGAAGCGAA
Folsomia candida is the source of this 603-nucleotide messenger RNA. RefSeq lists its product as uncharacterized. The record is from RefSeq and is a predicted model, not a curated record. NCBI's taxonomy places the organism in Eukaryota, Metazoa, Arthropoda, Collembola, Entomobryomorpha, Isotomidae. The transcript has 2 exons. Bases 184 to 540 code for a protein of 118 amino acids.